AGUGUGCAAGCCUUGCACGCGUACCUGCGGCCGGUGCAGCGAGCGCAGCGCCGGGCCGGGCCCGUCCCGGAGGAGGAGCCGGGCGGGCAGAGGUGCUGCUGGCAGCGCAGCGCAGCGCGGCCCGGCCCUGCCCAGCCCCGCCGGGAUGCUCUGAGCCCGCCGGAGAACGAACGGGAUGGAGCCGCUGGAGGCCAACAGCAGCUGCAGCAACGGGUCUCUGGUGACCCUUUCGUGCCUCUCCCACCGGGUUGUGUGCCGGGUGAUCAGCGAUGCUGAGCCUACUGACUCUGUCCAGGACAAUGGGACUUUGGAUAACUUCUGGGUAACUCGGCUGGAAAGCACUUAUGGAUUCUACAUUGGCCUGGGCUUGGCUGUCUUCUCCAGUUUCCUUAUCGGAAGCAGCGUCAUCCUCAAGAAGAAGGGGUUGCUACGGCUGGUGGAGAAGGGAGGCACGAGGGCAGGAGACGGAGGCCAUGGCUACCUAAAGGACUGGCUCUGGUGGGCUGGCUUGUUAACCAUGGGUGGAGGGGAAGCUGCCAACUUUGCUGCCUAUGCCUUUGCUCCUGCAACUAUUGUCACGCCUCUGGGGGCUCUGAGCGUGCUCAUAAGUGCCAUCCUGUCUUCGUAUUUGCUUGGAGAACGGCUCAAUCUGCUGGGAAAGCUGGGCUGCAUGCUCAGCCUUGUGGGCAGCACCGUGAUGGUGAUACAUGCCCCAGAGGAUGAGGAGGUCACCACUCUGGAUGAAAUGUCUUCCAAGCUGAAAGAGCCAGGUUUCCUCGCUUAUGCCGCAAUCCUCUUGGCUGUCUGCUUCCUCCUGAUCUUCUACCUCGCACCCCGCUAUGGCCAGAGCAACAUCCUAAUCUACCUUACCAUCUGCUCUGUUAUUGGUGCCUUCUCUGUGUCCUCAGUCAAGGGCCUGGGUAUUGCCAUCAAGGGCUUCUUUGCUGGCCAGCUUGUGCUGCAGCACCCAUUGACAUGGAUCCUAGUCAUCACGCUGGUGGCAUCCAUCACUACACAGAUUAACUACCUCAAUAAGUCUCUAGACAUUUUUAACACCUCUUUGGUGUUUCCCAUCUACUAUGUGCUGUUCACCACCAUCGUCAUCGCAACUUCCAUCAUCCUCUUUAAGGAGUGGGUCGCCAUGACCGUAGUUGACAUCAUUGGGACAGUUUGUGGCUUCCUCACCAUCAUUUUGGGGGUGUUUCUACUCCAUGCCUUCAAAGACAUGGACGUCAGUUUAGGAAACCUACCACAAGUCCUCCAGAGUGGACAGCAAGUGCCAGUCACCCGAGAUGACAAGAACAUCCUGAUAGAGGUGGACAACUCCAGCAUCGCCCCAGAGGAUAAACCCAAAACACUUUCAUGAACUCUAAAACACAUACCAGUAUCUCAAACGGAGGAGAGAGACAAGGACUGAAUGGUGCACUCCUGUUAUUCAGACUCUGCUAAUCCAUGUUUAAUUACUUGCUCUACAAAUACAGGACAAGAAUGUUGGUGAAUAUGGGCAAAAUAUCACAAAUUUUGGAAGAGGUGCUCACUCAGGCUCAGUGACAGAACCCAAGCCAUGAAGUGUUUUUACAGAACCAUGGCAGAAAAAUCUUUUUCAACUUUAGUUUUUUGUGAGGUGUAGGAGUUAGUUUUAUGUGGGGUUUUGUUUGUCUGGGUUUUUUUCCUUAGCAGCUAUGGUGCCCAGGCUACGUUGAUGUGGUUGGUGAAGCUGCUGGGCCUGAUCCACACCUCACCUGAGCAAGGGGCAGCCCCUGCUCAGACUGGGGAGCUCUGGCAGGGUAAACUCCAUGUCAAGAGAAACUGCCACCAUCUUCAAGACUUUUUAUGGUCUGUGAAAAUCUUUUCAGCCUGAAAGACCAAGUGGCUGUAAAUUUUAAGUGUUUUUUUCUCUUACAAAAUGUCUUGAGCUUGUAGAGCCCCCCAACUCUUUGAGCCCCAUGACUUGUCCUGCUAUCAUUUAAGCCCAAAAGUUUGUUUUGUUUUGUUUUGUUUUGUUUUUUUUUUUUUUCCCAGCUUGUUUGUUUGUUUAGAGGGACGUCUGAGCUGCAUGUUAAGAGCCAAACAGGCAUAAGUGGAUGAUACUCUGCAGAGCUGUAGGGAUUCAGUUUAUCCCAGAGUGGUCCCGUUCACCCCUUUCCAUCUUUCUCAAUUUAGUAUGGAUGUUACCUGGACUCUUGCUCACAGCUCACCUUCAAAACGCCCUUGGAUAUAUAUCAGUGGUGAGGAUGAAGGGAUGGGAGAAAUAACAUUCUGAGCUGGAAGGUAAAAAAGGAAGCUAAUACCACAGCUGAAAUUUUCUCCUAUCUUGCUGCUAUGUCUUAUAGCACAAGGAGACUGGAGCCCAUUUGCUCAUAGCAAAUCCCAAACUGGGAGCACUGAAGCCUGAGCCAGCUUUGUCAAGCUGGCUUGGUCUGGAGACAGCUCUGGCUGGGAUAGCCCAGGACCAUGGCACGCAGAUGCUGUCUGAGAUGCUGACCUGCUUGUACCUGGGUCUGGGCGCCUCUGAGCAAAUACAUCUUGGGGUUUUGGGGAGAGGAGUAUACAAUCUCUUAUUUUAAUAACAUUUCAGUACUUUUUUGGAAUGUGGAAAGGGAAAUAAAGGCUUUUGCUAAAAAAAAAAAAAAAAAAACCAAAAAAAAAAAAAAACCAAACCCUUGCAGAUGUGUCUGAAAGUUUUUAAUGCUUUCUCUGUGCAGUGUAGCCCUAAAGGAUAAACAGACUGAAGGACAGCAGAGUCCAGCAGAAAGAGCAUCUGGGGCAGAGAGAAAAACAGCAGCGCCCUCCUUUGGUAGCAGAAAAUAAUCAAAGUAGUUCACUGUAGCUCUAGUUUUGGCAUCCUAAUUGGUAUAACGCUUUAUGCAUUUUAAUUUAGAAAUAUAUUGUGAACGGGACUCAUCCUUCUCACUGCCUAGAACUGCAUUUCAUAAAAGCCAUUCCUCCAGAUAGCCUGCCAUCUCUCGACAAAUGCUACACAUAAAAUGAAGAAUUGAACCAAAAUAGUACACAGUGACAGAAUAUUUGUUAAUGACAACUGACAAAUUUAUUAAAACUAGGCAAAAGGCACAAUGAAUUGUGUUCUUCAAGUAUUUGCAUAGAUGCACAGAGAGCAUUAUUGUAAACCAUUAAUAUGUGGAUACAGGAGAAAGUGAGAUGUAUUUUGGUAUAUGUUCUCCUAAGUGAUAUUAUCUUUCUAAAAAAAUCACAUUUUACUCCUGCAGUUCCCCUAUUCUUAUUCCUCAACUUGCACACAUAUAGAAAAUUAAAAGGACUUACUUGAAACUACCUUUUGUAGACUUUGAUACUCUGGCAAUAAAGUUUUCCAUUAGCAUUUUGGAACA
Tyto alba (common barn owl) is the source of this 3347-nucleotide messenger RNA. RefSeq names its product NIPA like domain containing 4 (gene NIPAL4). The transcript has 7 exons. The record is from RefSeq and is a predicted model, not a curated record. Gene Ontology annotation, biological process: magnesium ion transport. Gene Ontology annotation, cellular component: membrane. NCBI's taxonomy places the organism in Eukaryota, Metazoa, Chordata, Aves, Strigiformes, Tytonidae. Gene Ontology annotation, molecular function: magnesium ion transmembrane transporter activity. Bases 176 to 1366 code for a protein of 396 amino acids.